CUCCCAUCUCAUGAAUAUUUAGUAAGAGGCUUGGGCUGCGUUCGUCUUUUGACAGGUAGCCGUAAACGGAAGCGGAAAUUUCCGCUAGGAUCUAGAAAAGCCUAUCAUCGUUUCUCCCGUUCAUUCUCCCAUAAGAUCUAUAGGUCAUAAAGGUACCAUAGGGAGAAGCUCAUGGACUGAAGUGCAUGUCAGCAAUUUGAGAAACUCGGUCAACAGCCAUUCCUACAUCCUUUAUUUAGCAGGUCUAGGACAAAACCACCAUCAUGACUCACUCAAUGCUGCGGCGGCAACUGAAAAAUCUGGUCCAGAAUUUCUCUGAGGCAGAGGUCAAGGUUCGAGAAGCGACUUCUAAUGACCCCUGGGGGCCAUCAAGCUCCCAGAUGGCCGACAUCUCGGAUCUAACCUACAAUGUGGUGGCCUGUAACGAGAUUGUGGGCAUGCUCUGGAAGCGUCUCAAUGAUGACAAGAAUUGGAGGCACGUGUACAAGUCUUUAACUCUUCUUGAAUAUCUGUUGAAAACGGGUUCUGACCGCAUCCCUCAACAGUGUGAGGAGAACAUUCACAUUAUCAAGGCCCUAACAGAAUUUCGCUUCACAGACAAGGAUGGAAAGGACCAGGGAGUGAAUGUGAGAGAAAAGGCUAAGAUAGUGUUGGUGCUGAUUGAGGAUGAGGAAAAGCGGAAAGAGGAGAGAGAUUUUGCUUUGAAGACAAAAGACAAGCUGACAAAGACUCCCAAUGCAUCCUCCGCUAUUGGACCAGAAAAAGAAAAGCCAGAGAUCCCGCCAUAUACAGGGCUGCCCUCCCUGGACAACAUCCCAUCAGUGGCCGACCUGACCGCCGCUAUGGCCAAGAAGAAGGAGGAGCAGAAACGUCUGGAGGCCGAGAGGAAAGAGGCAGAGAGACGGGCAAAGGAGGGUGACACAGAGCCAGAUCUUUGGGAAAAAGCAGCACCUCCGUCCAGCUCUGAUCCCUGGGGAGCCCCAUCUGAAGCAUCCAACGAAUCCGCUCCUGCUACCAACGACCCCUGGGGGGCACCGUCUGCUGAGGUGAAGGAAUCCUAUCAAGCUACCAAUGAUCCUUGGGGUGGAUCUGCUGAUGGGACAAACGGAUCCGCACCUGCAUCCAGUGAUCCAUGGGGAGCAUCUGCCAGUACCAAGAAUGAUUCUCCACCUGCUUCCAGUGAUCCUUGGGGAGGAUCUUCGAAUGCAGAAAAAAGUUCUCCACCUGCUGCCAGUGACCCAUGGGGCAACUCUGCUGGAUUUUCAGAGGAUAAAGCCCCGUCAGCAAACGAUCCUUGGGGGGCCCCAUCUGAAACGGCGAAAGACUCUGAUGCAGCCGUGUCAGAUCCUUGGGGGGCACCUGCGGAUAGUGUGCAGGAUUCAGCACCUGCAGCCUCUGACCCCUGGGGGGCACCAUUAGAAGCAUCAUCAGCUACAUCUGAUCCAUUUGGUGAUGGUUCAAAAGCAGAUAAUGACCCUUGGGGCACAGCAGCUUCUUCACCCCCUACUGCAAAUGACCCCUGGGGUGCCCCAUCAGCUCCAACUGGUGACCCUUUCGGUGAUGAAGGCAGAUCAGAUCCAUGGGGUGCUUCCUCUGAGAACGGUGACACUGCUACAAAACCUGCUGAGGAGACCAAAAAGCCGGGGUCGUUCCUUGGAGAAGGUGCUUCAUUGGUGGACUUGGACUCUCUUAUGUCAGUCAAGCCCAAACCUAAACAGCCCCCUCUCAAUACCAUCCCCAUCCAAAAAGCCCCGGGAUUUUUGCCAGCCGCAGGCAUGACCGGGCCAUUGGGCGGCAGCGUGUCCAAUGCAAGUGGUUCAACAGCACAGCCUUCAAACCCAAAUUAUUUUGGUUUUAACUCCAUGUCACCUUGUUCCAGUGGCCUGUCAACCCUAAACACAGCAUUCAGUGUGCCUGCCGCCCAUAUGGCGUCUCCAAGCCAGAAUACAAGCCUUUCAGCUUUGACCAUGUCCAACAUGGGAUUUUCCAUGCCUAACACUAGAAUGCUUCAACCCAGCACUGCAGGCACUCUUAUUGGUGAGUUAUCUGUUAUGUCCCUCACAGGACCGGCUACCCAACAAGUUCCAGUUCUUCAGCGACCUCCAUUGCUUUGGGGCACUGGAACUGGGGCGACUGGGAAAGGCAAUAGCAUUUUUUGAGUUCUCCAUUCAGCAUCCAUUGAUCCCUAGCCUUCUCCUUUCCCCAUCCACUUCAUCAAUCCUAGCUGAUUAUGUGUGUGUAUAAGUGUGUGCAAAUAUUUAAAUAUUAAUGAGCAACAAUAUACUGUAAGUAUAUAAAACAAUAUACUUUGUUUUUUUUUUGGGGGGGGGGGGGGGGCAUGCAUACCCAACCUUUCCAAUAUGAUGGCCUGAGAAAUUGAAGCAGGAGAUGUUUUAGAAUACAUAAAGGUGUCGUUCUUAAACGUAUUAGGAAAGCUGUCAUACUGUAUCUACUAGAGCAGAUUUUGGAUAUACACUGCUGUUCAAAAGAUUGGGGUCAGUAUUAUACAUAUUAUACUUUUGUUCAG
This is a messenger RNA of Carassius carassius (crucian carp), 2527 nucleotides long. Its product is annotated as epsin-1-like. Bases 264 to 2159 code for a protein of 631 amino acids. Gene Ontology annotation, cellular component: clathrin vesicle coat; plasma membrane; endosome. Gene Ontology annotation, molecular function: phospholipid binding; clathrin binding. The record is from RefSeq and is a predicted model, not a curated record. Gene Ontology annotation, biological process: endocytosis. The transcript has 11 exons. Lineage: Eukaryota; Metazoa; Chordata; Actinopteri; Cypriniformes; Cyprinidae.